Messenger RNA from Camponotus floridanus (Florida carpenter ant), 4273 nucleotides. It is a transcript of the gene Efa6, whose product is annotated as PH and SEC7 domain-containing protein 2. Gene Ontology annotation, biological process: regulation of ARF protein signal transduction. The coding region runs from base 563 to 3976 and encodes 1137 amino acids. Lineage: Eukaryota; Metazoa; Arthropoda; Insecta; Hymenoptera; Formicidae. The record is from RefSeq and is a predicted model, not a curated record. Gene Ontology annotation, molecular function: guanyl-nucleotide exchange factor activity; phospholipid binding; protein binding. The transcript has 13 exons.
GUAGUGCGCGCAAGUGGCGCCGCACGCUCGUUCAACGUUCAAUCAGUCGCGAGGUAUUUGCCGGCCAGACGAGAGAGAUUCGCUUCCGGUAUCUCCGCGCGCGUCUCGUCGUCUCGUUCGCGAAAUAUGUAACUCGCGUCCAUCCCGUAUCUCUCUAUCCGAUUAUCUCACCCCCUUCCGAGGGAAACGACGUAUCCGCGCAGCGCGAAUCUCGAGUCUCGAGCGGCUCGAACUCGACGGCGCUCCUCCUCUCUCUUUCCCUCGGCGUCGAAUGGGAGUGGGAGCGAGAGAGAACGAAAGCGACUGUCGAUCGUUUCGCAGUGCGGCGCGAGGAAGGGGGGAGGGCGCCUCCCCGUCCCGCGCGUGGGUGUGCGUGUGCCCGUGGGAUAGGUACGUCGUCGUCGAGUGACAGAAAGGCGGAAGACGAGAGUGACCCAAACAAAGAUCGUUGUCUUCAUCUCGCCGAGAGAUCGAGCGAGCGAGCGCGAGAUAGUGAUAAAAGAAAGAGGAACGUGGAGGCAGGGGCAAAUGACAGGCGAGAGGUGAGGAUCAAUGUGCCGCGAUGGCUGAGGAGGAGCUGCUGGUCACCCUGUGCCGCGGCGACUCCGGUGGCUCAUUCGGCUUUUCGUUGCUCGGCGCCUCGGCGUCGGCGGGCCUACCGGCCGCCCACGUCAUCUACGAUAUCGUUGAGAAUUCACCGGCGGCCAACAGCGGCAAGGUCGAAGCAGGCGAUGUCAUACUCAGGGUAAAUGAAAUCGAUGUCAACCGAUUCAGUACGAAAGAAGUAUUGAAAUGUUUGCGACUUUCUUCGGAUCCCGUCACUCUAAAACUACGAAGGGAUCCUGCGGUGAAGGCGCACGUUCGUCGUCUUCUUUCUCCUGAACAAACCUCAAAUGAUGAAGACACAGAAUUCUCAAACGCUAUCUUGACGAAUAACCCCAAGAACGUCACAUCUUCGGACAAUGUAGAAAACAAGGAGUUCGGCAAGACGCCGGAAAUGUCUGCGGACUCGUCAAUGCCAGUGGCAACAACGAGAAGCAAUGGCUCGUACAGCGAUGCCUCUCUCUCAUCGGAAUUGGAGGCGCUCUUGCCACCCGUGGACCACUUUAAAGAAGAGGAACGAACCCAAUGGGAACCCCUCUCUGCUGAGAAAUUUCCUCGGCAAAAAAAUACGCCCAGGUUCGAGGCAUACAUGAUGACCGGUGACCUAAUGUUGAACCUCUCGCGCACGCAGCAGAGCAGUAACCUUCUACCCAAGCAGCAUCAACAGCGCAAGAUCGACUCCCUUAGGUACAACCCCAGUCAGCAACAUACUACCACCACCGUCACUACCACCAGUAUCCAUCAUAAUCACAAUCAUCAUCAUCAUCAUCACCAUCACAAUUCUGUACCCAGCAGUCCCAAUGAGACUCAGCUGGCCUAUCAAUAUCACCAUCACCAUCGAGGAAGCACUUACAAAGCUUCCAGUUCGGCCAGCACGUCACCUGUGAGUGCUGCCAGGCGCGACGGAAUGCAAGGCACCUCGGGAACUCUAGUUCAGGUCGAUCCCAACAAGAAUACUCCUUCGAGCUUCGGUUUCGUUCGUACUUCACGAUCGGAGGAUCAUCUACAGUUUCAGAAAGAUCCCUCGAUGAGCGCUGUGGACAUCGACAUCGAUGACGAUGUCACCUCGAGCUUGAAUACGCUGUUAGAUCCAAGGCCGGAAGGCCUGAUGCCGAAUGAACGUAUCGUCUGGACAUACAAUGCACCCGUCAGUUCGCCAGCCGCUUCCUGUUGUCAAAAUGGUGGUUCUUCAUCCUCGUCCUCCUCUUCUUCAUCCUCCUCAACUAGUCCUCAACGUUCUUUAUCUCCCGCCUCUCCCACUUCCGUCUCGUCCUCUGUUAUGUCCUCCAACUCUGGCUCCCGCAGGUUUCCGCUGAUGCAGACAGUUCCUGGAAUCUCCGGCGCUCCGGGAAGUCAUCUCCCGGCUAAUGGUGAUCUCAGCCAAUCAGAAGCCAUCAGCAAUAUGUCUAGCCCGGAUUAUAAUGAUGAAGAAACAAUGGAUAUCCUCAGCGCGAGGGAUAUUAUGAUGGUUAGCGACCCCAGCGAUAGCGAUUCUACCAUCUUGGCAAGUGAACCACCCCAGAGAAGACUGAAGACUAAUCCUCAAGAUGCUGGAGAACAUAGAAUAGUAAUCCAGGUGAAAGGGCCUGAUAAAGAAACUCCAAGAAAUACGAGUCCUAGACAGACGAGAAGGAGAGGGAAUCCCGUCGGAGAAUUAGUGCCGUCUAUUGCAUCCCAAAACUUACAAAGAAAUCAAUCCGGAGUUCCGGGAGUCCCUAACGUCAUUGCAGGAUCUAUGGCACCCGAAUGCGUAGGUUAUCAGGAAUUGAAAGAAUGCGAAGAUGAAAAAGAGGCCCUAACUGGUGGAACGUGUGAUGAGCAGAAGGGACAUGGAGGCGCAUCACCGCCACAGUCAGCAGAUGAAGAAAGCGACAUCGAAAGUCUGCACAGCUUUCACUACAGCCCGAAAGCAGUUGAUCUACCUUCCGCUGUCCGAUUAGCUAAACGCCUCUAUUCUCUGGACGGCUUCAAAAAAUCCGAUGUCUCUAGACAUCUAAGCAAAAACAACGAUUUUAGCAGAGCUGUGGCAGAGGAGUAUUUGCGUUAUUUUAACUUUGAGCGGGAUACAUUGGAUGUAGCUCUCAGAAAAUUUCUCGCUCAAUUCUCUCUGACGGGAGAAACCCAAGAAAGGGAAAGAGUCUUGGUACACUUUUCCAAAAGAUAUCUGGAUUGCAAUCCAGGUAGUUUUAAUUCUCAAGAUGCGGUUCACACAUUAACUUGCGCAAUAAUGCUGCUCAAUACGGAUUUGCAUGGUCAAAAUAUCGGUCGAAAAAUGUCUUGUUCAGAAUUUAUCGAAAAUUUGUCGGAGCUUAAUGACGGCGACAAUUUUCCGCGCGAGGUACUUAAGCAACUCUACAACGCCAUCAAGUCUUUUCCUCUCGAAUGGGCCCUGGAUGAAGAAGGGGAUGAAACCACAAACCAGAUGAUUCAACAGGGUGAUGGUACAACGGCAAUCGCCGGUACCGGAAAUCCGUUCCUCGAUGUGCCAAAUGUAACGGGCGCCACAGAAUUCAAAAAGGGCUACGUUAUGCGGAAAUGUUGUUACGACUCCAACGGCAAGAAAACUCCAUUUGGCAAGCGAGGCUGGAAGAUGUACUAUUGUACACUACGCGAGCUCGUAUUAUAUUUACAUAAAGACGAGCAUGGCUUCCGUAACGACAGCUUACACAACGCCAUUCGUAUUCAUCAUGCACUGGCUACUAAAGCGACUGAUUAUACGAAGAAGCAACAUGUUUUUCGGCUACAGACUGCAGAUCAGGCAGAGUACCUUUUUCAAACGAGUGAUUCGAAGGAGCUGCAAUCGUGGAUAGAUACGAUUAAUUUCGUUUGCGCCAGUUUUUCGUGUCAGCCACUGGCGGGUGCUGUUGGUUCUCAACGCAAAUUUCAGCGUCCGUUGCUGCCGUGUAGCCACACUAAAUUAAAUUCCAGAGAGCAGUUACGGGACCAUGAGGAUAGGGUUAGCAGAUUGGAGGCGGAAUUGGAUGAGCACAGACGACAUCCUCCGGAAAGAGGCACGAAAGCUCUUACUGUACAGAAUUAUAAGGAGAAGGACGCAUAUUUGCAUUAUGAGCUGAAGCGGUACAAGAUGUAUGCUUACCUACUCCGUUCCCGACUGGCAUUCAACGAAGUGGAGCCAUCAUCGUUAGUAGAGAGCAGUAUUGGCGAGGUGGACGAAGGCGCUCUUCUCGGAUCUUCUGGGGCCAUAAUAAAUACGGAAGGGGCUCUAGUGCCGCCACCGGUUCCGGAACGGUCGACAGCAGCCAAUAGGUAUAGUUAUCGGACCGCCAUUUACAGCGGCGGUGGCGGCAGUGGUCGCAAUUUGUUGAACGGUGGUCAUCAAGACUAUGAUGCAGCCGGUGGUAACAUUGGUUGACGCGAUGCUUUCGGUUUGUGCGAAUUAGUCUGAUUCCGGUGCUGGUGCGGGUGCUGGUGUUGGUGAUGCUGAUGCUGAUGCUGAUGCUGAUGCUGAUGCUGAUGCUGAUGCUGACGUUGAUAGUGACUAACGAUAAAUAAGAGUGACGCAAACUAACGAUAUAUCUCACAGCACAUCGCGCAUAUUUUAACGGUAUAUUAAGUGAUACCAUACUCAGUGGCGCUACUAAAUUAUACUAAACUACUGAAUGAUAAUUAAAUCAUACUAAACUGAGAUUUCAAAAGAGUUAAUAUCGAA